AUGAGCCAACAAACCAUCAUCCUCCCCCCGGGACCUCUAGUGCUCGUGCAUAAAGGGUGGCAACAUGGUCCUAAAGGCUCGGCGGAUGGCCUACAUCAAUUCCAUGCUGGCAAAUCAAGAAGAUCAUUCGACGCUUCGAUCCCUGUUGCGAAGCCAUUGUUGAGCAAAAGUGCUACGAAACGAGUUCGUGAAGAACGUCCUAGACCGCAGACCACCCCAGGCGCAGCUCCCGGGCGAACUCAAGACUGGCUGUUCGUCGAUGCUACGGAGCCUCUUCGAAAACGAGACCCCGGGGUACAAAAGCUCGUUCGACGCCACGUCAUGAAGGAUUACUAUGGAGACCCCGAAGCACGUGAGAAAGCGAAAAGGCCCCGGAUCAAAUCACCCACCUCGUCAGCCGGUGUUGCUUCAGUGCUAGAAAGGGAUCAUAGAGCAAUGCUAAAGGAAUCCUUAUUUUCCAAGAAUCCUCCAGGAUCUGCUACUUCUUUAUACGGAGGCGGACUACCGUUUGCCAUAAAGCCUUAUUUCCACAAACUGAUGAAUUUUUAUAUUUCUCAGAUAGCUCGUGUUCUUUACCCCUUACAGGACAACAUGAUAUUCAAUCCGGCACACAAGUUUUGGUUUCCUUUAGCUCUCACCGAUGAAGCUCUCUUCCGCGCCUUACUCUACGUGUCCGCACUCGGCUUGACAACGCUUCCUGGAUCAAAAGCCUCGGCAUCCGAUGACCCGACUGGCUUGACAAGACCGCUUUUUGGCCUUCUCAGUCAAAGAUUAAAUGACCUCUCAAAGGUUUCUGAUGCCACGAUCGGGGCGAUCUCAUGUCUCGCAAUGGUGGCGACGAUGUACGGUAAGAAAGACGAAUGGAGCAUGCACUUAAAGGGAAUGGCAGAAAUGAUCCGAAUCAAGGGAGGCCUCUCGGCGAUCCCCGAAUCACUGCAAAAUAAGUUGUGUCGAGCCGACGUCGAAGGGGCUACCGAUACACUUUCAAUGCCAUAUUUGGAGCCGUUGACCAGAACUCAACCUGCAAUCUCCUCGAUCUUACCGCCUAUCGAAGUACCGCCACCAAGCACUGACUUUCUGCAUAUUCUCGCUUUCACCAAUCUAGACCUACCACUGCUCAACAUCUUCGUUGAUAUCUCGCGCUUCAUGGAGACCUUGAAUUACGCUAUCGAUAGAUCAGAGAUCUCAAUUCAUCCGCGAGCUUUCGACGAAGACGCGGUCUUGAUCCAGUACGACUUACUUCACCUCCCUGAGUACGAUAAGUCUGGCACACUGGAGGCAUGUCGCCUGGGGGCCUUGCUAUGCAUCAAGUCUCUCACAAGGGCCACUCCCUUUGCGCCGGGAUCGUCUGCCACCAUUGUUAGCAAGCUUAAAUCAGCGCUCGAAGGUGCUCCUGCCAGUGACAGACUAUCCUACUUGGAUCUCUGGCUGCUCUAUACUGGAGGUAUUGCCUCUCAGGGGACUCCGGAGCGGGCUUGGUUCACGUACAAGCUCGCCGAGCUUUCUCAGCUAGAGCCGGAGCUCUCGUCUUGGAUCAGCGUCAGGAAUGUGCUUCGGAGCUCCCUUUGGGUUGAGUCGAUUCAUGAUGGUCCUUGUAGGCAGCUGUGGGCCGAUGUCAACGACUUUCGGGUGACGAAUGAUUGA
Molecule: messenger RNA, 1644 nt
Organism: Mytilinidion resinicola
Lineage: Eukaryota; Fungi; Ascomycota; Dothideomycetes; Mytilinidiales; Mytilinidiaceae
Exons: 4
Coding region: 1-1644 (547 amino acids)
Source: RefSeq, a predicted model, not a curated record